Molecule: messenger RNA, 2667 nt
Organism: Botrytis sinoallii
Lineage: Eukaryota; Fungi; Ascomycota; Leotiomycetes; Helotiales; Sclerotiniaceae
Exons: 8
Coding region: 1-2667 (888 amino acids)
Biological process (GO): glucan catabolic process
Molecular function (GO): beta-glucosidase activity
Source: RefSeq, a predicted model, not a curated record
AUGGCGCUAGUCAAGAUCACCUUCUUGAUUGUCUCCUUGUGGCUGUUGGGGUUUGUGCAGGCUAAGAUACCUUCAUUUAUACACAAGGCUCCGCCCAUUCCCCCAUCUAGCGACGAAACAAUUGUGAAAAGAGACUCAGUUCCUGCAGGAUAUGUUGCUGCUCCAUAUUACCCUGCCCCGAAAGGUGGCUGGGCUAGUUCCUGGACGACUGCUUAUGCAAAAGCACAAACUGUGGUGGCACAAAUGACAUUAGCGGAAAAGGUCAAUCUCACAACUGGAAUUGGAGAAUUGAUGGGAAGAUGUGUGGGAAACACCGGCUCCGCACUAAGAUUCGGUAUUCCAAGUCUUUGUUUACAAGAUUCGGCACUGGGCAUAGCUGCUACCGAUAACAAUACUGCUUUUCCCGCUGGAAUUACCACUGGUGCAACAUGGAGCAAAGAUUUAGCCUAUCAAAGAGGUCUUGCGUUAGGCGCAGAAGCACGGGGGAAAGGAGUCAACAUUCUAUUAGGUCCUACCGUCGGUCCAAUUGGAAGAAAACCGCGUGGUGGUCGAAAUUGGGAAGGGUUCGGCGCUGAUCCUGUACUUCAAGGACUAAGUGCCGCUCAGACAAUCAAUGGUAUGCAGGCGAAUGGUGUCAUAGCAACCAUCAAACACUUUAUUGGAAAUGAACAAGAAGCAUACCGAAUGGAUAUCAUCCCUCAUGGCUUGAUGAAAGCUCUUAGUAGUAACAUCGAUGAUAGAACUCUUCAUGAAUUUUACAUGUGGCCCUUUGCAGAAGGUAUCAAAGCUGGUGUUGGAGCUGUUAUGACAAGUUACAAUGAUGUUAAUGGAAGCGCGGCAAGUCAAAACUCAUACCUGAUCAACAACUUGAUCAAGGAUGAGCUUGGAUUCCAAGGCCUGGUGAUGACAGAUUGGCUAUCCCAAAUUGGCGGUGUGUCAUCUGCUCUUGCUGGCCUUGACAUGGCUAUGCCCGGUGAUGCAGGAAUCCCUUUCCUCGGCCAAGCAUACUGGGCCUAUGAACUCUCAACUGCUAUUCUGAAUGGAACUGUUCCAGUUGAUCGAUUGAAUGAUAUGGUUACUCGAAUUGUUGCAACUUGGUAUCAACUUGGACAGGAUAAAGGUUUCCCGCCACCAAAUUUCUCCGCAAACACUUUAGACACUACUGGACCAUGUUAUCCAGCAGCAUUGUUUUCUCCAACAUGCACAGUGAAUUCACAUGUAAAUGUACAAUCUAACCAUGCAGUCGUUUCUCGGAAUAUCUCGAGAGAAGCCAUAACUCUGUUGAAAAACGUCAACAACACACUGCCACUCUCGACCUCAGCUGCUUUGAAAGUUUUUGGCUCUGACUCUGCAAACAAUCCUUCCGGGCCUAAUGCUUGCAACCAAAGGGGUUGUGAUACUGGCGUUCUCGGUAUGGGAUGGGGCUCAGGAACUGCCAACUACCCUUACCUUGAUGCGCCCAUUGACGCGAUUAAGCGAAAAGCUUCUAAUGUCUAUAGCUCAACCAGUGAUAGCUUUCCAUCUGGCCUGACUGCUCUUCCUGGAGAUAUCGCCAUCGUAUUCAUAAACAGUGACUCUGGUGAGAAUUCAAUAACAGUAGAAGGAAACGAUGGAGAUCGCUCGUCGUCAGGACUGUAUGCAUGGCAUAAUGGCGAUGCACUUGUUCAAGCUGCAGCAGCUAAGUAUUCCACCGUGGUGGUAGUUGUUCAUACAGUAGGACCCAUUCUUGUUGAGAAUUGGAUAAACCUUACUUCAGUCAAAGCCGUACUCUUUGCUCAUCUGCCAGGUCAAGAAGCUGGAGAUUCAUUGACGGAUAUCCUUUUCGGCGCAUACUCUCCUAGUGGGCAUCUUCCCUACUCCAUUCCUGUCUCGGAAAGCAACUACCCAUCCUCCCUUGGUCUUGUCGGGUUUGCGCUUGGCCAGGUUCAGGAUACUUUCUCUGAAGGAUUGUAUGUUGAUUAUCGGUACCUCAACAAGCAUGCAAUCAGCCCUCGCUUUCCAUUUGGCCAUGGACUUUCCUACACCACAUUCUCUCGAACGGCUACUCUCGCAGCCGGAAAAGCACUGACAUCGGUUCCUCCAGCCCGAGCUGCUAAAGGCUCAACUCCAGUAUAUAGUACUGCCAUCCCUCCAGCAUCUGAAGUCGCCUGGCCUGCAGGUUUCUCCGCUAUUGGAAGAUAUCUCUACCCAUACCUCGACAAUCCUUCAAGUAUCACUCCAGGUAAAUUCGUCUAUCCCACUGGGUACACCAAUGUCUCCAAACCCGACCCCCCAUCUGGUGGAGAUCAAGGUGGAAACCCGGCGCUCUGGGACACAAUGUUCACUCUGUCAGUCACAGUGACCAACACCGGCCUCGUGGCCGGUAAAUCUGUUGUCCAGCUGUACGUUCAACAUCCCUCCGAUUCUUCCUAUGAUACUCCUAUUAUCCAGCUACGUAAUUAUGCCAAGACGGAUACAUUGGCACCGGGAGGGAAACAAGUCGUAUCACUUGCCGUUACAAGAAAGGAUAUCAGUGUUUGGGAUGUGACGAAACAGAAUUGGGUUAUUCCAGUUUCUACCACGAAGCCAUUCUUGUUCUGGAUAGGAGACAGUUCGGGAAAUCUGACGUUGGCUUGUGAGAGUAUUAGUGGGGCUUGUAAUGCGGGUAGGACGCCGCCAGUGGUUUAG